Molecule: messenger RNA, 1459 nt
Organism: Austrofundulus limnaeus
Lineage: Eukaryota; Metazoa; Chordata; Actinopteri; Cyprinodontiformes; Rivulidae
Gene: dclk2a
Product: doublecortin-like kinase 2a
Biological process (GO): intracellular signal transduction; protein phosphorylation
Molecular function (GO): ATP binding; protein kinase activity
Source: RefSeq, a predicted model, not a curated record
ACAGAGAAUGUGAGAUGGAUGUACACUCACUGAGGGUGUUUAUGUGCUUUGCCUCUUUUUAACUCCUUGUAGUUUAACACCAUCAGGUCUGUGAUGUCAGACAAACGGCCGCUCACACUUUGACUCAUCUCCAACAAGAUAGUUGACGUUUAUCUAGUAUUUUUUCUAGAAUAUAGAAAACUCUGCACCGGAUCAGACAGGUUGGGGAUCAUAUCUAGGCUUUUGUUUAUGUUUUUUUGUUUUUGUUUUUGUUUUUUCUCGAACCUGUGUGGUUCAGAUUCUGCGGACUAGGCGCGCGUCCUUCAGCUCUCUGGAUAAAAGUUUGUCGUUUUUUUAGGUUUUUACUUCAAAUUCAACAGACUGAGGAGGAGGCAGGAUGUCUCUGAGCAGAAACACCGAGUUCGAACACUUUGAAGACCGAGACAGGCCUCAGCGGACACCCAGGACCAGCUCUGCCUCCGCCGGGUCCCAGUCCGGCUCAAGAGGCGCCGGUCUAGUCCCGAGCCCGGCGCACAGCGCGCACUGCGCCUUCUACCGCACGCGCACUCUGCAGUCCCUCACGUCCGAGAAGAAAGCCAGAAAAGUGCGCUUUUAUCGCAACGGCGACAAAUACUUCAAAGGUUUGGUGUAUGCCGUGUCCAGCGACCGCUUCCGGUCCCUGGAUGCUCUGCUCAUGGAGCUGACACGGUCCAUGUCCGACAACGUCAACCUCCCCCAGGGGGUGCGGACCUUGUACGCCCUGGACGGGGGCAGGAAGAUCAGCAGCCUGGAUGAGCUGGUGGAAGGAGAGAGUUACGUCUGUGCCUCCAACGAACCUUUCCGACGUGUGGACUACUCCAAGAAUGUGAAUCCCAACUGGUCGGUGGGCAUGAGGACGGGCACAUCACGCUCCAUGUCCUGUCUUGUCCCGUCAAAGAGUGAGCUGCUGCAGAGGGAACCUAAGGACUUCAUCAAACCAAAGCUUGUCACGGUCAUCCGGAGCGGCGUCAAACCUCGGAAGGCAGUUCGCAUACUGCUGAAUAAGAAAACGGUUCACUCCUUCGAGCAGGUGCUCACAGAUAUUACAGAUGCUAUCAAGUUGGACUGUGGAGCUGUGAGGAGGCUCUACACUUUGGAGGGCAAACAGAUCUCCUGCCUGCAAGAUUUUUUUGGAGAUGAUGAUGUGUUCAUUGCAUGCGGUCCAGAGAAGCACCGUUAUGCACAGGACGACUUUGUGUUGGAUCACAGUGAAUGCAGCGUGAUAAAGUCGUCAUACAGUCGAUCUGUGACUCCGAACCGAACAGCGCAGUCCAGGGCUCAGUCCAGGAGUCCUGGACCCCCACGACGCAGUAAGUCCUCAGGUGCAGCGAGACGACCUGUUCACCUCUCUAGUCACACUCCAAUCAGAUCUCCUGCUACCAGGUCCACCAAGUCCUCCACACCAUCUCCUACCAGUCCACCAAACUUUCUCAGUUUGAAG